Molecule: messenger RNA, 1380 nt
Organism: Prunus persica (peach)
Lineage: Eukaryota; Viridiplantae; Streptophyta; Magnoliopsida; Rosales; Rosaceae
Exons: 1
Coding region: 650-1237 (195 amino acids)
Source: RefSeq, a predicted model, not a curated record
AUGUUAAUAAUUUAAAGAAAUUUAGUUAACAACUUAACCUAGUUAUGGUUGAACCGUUCCUUGAUCUCUGGGUUCUACUAAAUAAAUUAUGUGGCCUCUGGGUACAAGAAUUGGCAGACGUGAGCUGGGUGGGUACCUCGCACAUUUGUGGCUGCAGAUUUAAUAAAACCCAGCAGAGUCUUGAAGCAAGCUUUAGCAAUGUAUUAUAUAUGCCCUUGUCUCUCCAUGAAAAGCUGGUCAAAUAUUAGGACUAAACCCACCCCAGACCCAACGACCCCAUCCAAUUGUAUUGGUUAGUUAAGUGUUUGUAUAUAUUAAUUACCAAGUCCGCUAUGCAUCCGUCACCAAGAUGGAGCUGGUUAACCAACAUGUCCUACAAAGCCUUAAGCUCCCAGUCCCACUCCUAGCUAGCAGCUUCAAGGCUAGACACAUAUACCUUGCUACUAAUGAUAUAUAAAACGCCACAAAACAGAAGAUUUUCUUCAACUGAUCAUCAAAAAAUCCUAUGCACCUCUUGUUCUCUCUCUCUCUCUCUCUCUCUCUCUCUCUCUCUCUCUCUCUCUCUCUCUCUCUGUGCCUUCUAAGAGUAGUUUGAAUUAGUUUCAGUAGUCAUCUUUUGAGCUUGACCCUUUAAUUAUAAUUAUAAUUCAUGGGUAAUUCCAUCUCGCACAAGCAAUUACAUGCCAGCGCCACCGGAAAAGUGAUAUUGUCGAAUGGGUCGGUGCAUCAGUUCAACAAGCCCCUAACAGUUGCUGAGCUCAUGCUAGAGCACCCACAACAAGUGGUUGUCGAAUUCGGAGCGGCUGUCUCCGAAAAAAGGCCAACCCCAUUGCCUGCGGAUAUGAAGCUAGACAAGAAAAAAAUUUACUUAAUGCUGCCAAUGAAGCGAGGGAAACCAGUCUCUUUGUCAUCCCAAGAGAUUCACGGUGCUGUUUUAAGUGCAAAUUUGGUUUUGCGAUCAAGGUCACUAUUGUCAUCUUCAAGGUUUUUACCUUUCUUUGCUAGGAUAUGCCCAGCAGGCCAUCCUGGACAAGCUUGUGCUCUGCCAAACAAGGAAUCUUGUGCGGAGAGGACGUCGAAUUCGAAGUACAUGCCACAGUUUGAUCUGCCGGAAGAUUUGGACGCGAGACCAGAAUAUUUGAGUAGGCAGUUUUCAGGCAAGGGGACUUGGAAACCAAAUUUGGAUACCAUUAAGGAGAAGAAGGUUGACAAGAAGAAAUCUCAUUGGUUAUUUUGAACUAAUAAGAAAGAUCCAUUUUAGUGAUGAAGUGCCAAGUUUGUAGUAUUUCGAUUUCGACUAUGCUGCAUCUGCAUCUGCAUGGCAGGCCUUGUGAGACAAUGGGCAAGGAAAUUAAUUAAGAAUGUUGUUGGAACUAAGCA